CUUUUUCAAAGGCAUUACUUCCAGUGGAAAGGACUAGUUUCCAGAACAGCCAUGAAACCGCCUGGUGAAGAAGAGAGUCAGCGGCUAGGCACACUGUUGCUCAACACCCUGGCAAGAGAAAUGCGUCUUUGGAGAGCACCAGUCCUUAAGAACGGUUGCAUUCAGGGUUCAGAUAUCAGCCCACCUCAGUACCAGGAGGUGAUCGUGUGGUUGCGUGAAAUGAGCAGCCUAUUCCAGUUUUCCUCCGAGACGUUUGCUUUGGGAGUCUAUGUUCUUAACAGCCUGCUUGCAGCAGUCAAAACUCAGCAGAAAUACCUCAAAUGCGUGGCCAUCACCUCUCUGAUCCUUGCUGCAAAGAUCAACGAGGAAGAUGAGGUGAUUGCAUCGGUUAAAGACUUGCUGGAGCAAAGCAGAUGCAAAUUCUCAACAGCAGAGAUUCUUCGCAUGGAGCGAGUCAUAUUGAACAAGCUGCACUGGGACCUUUUCAUCGCCACACCGAUGGAUUUCAUUCACAUUGUGAGUCGCAACUGACGUGUCUGCAGAAAUCAUGCAACUCUUUUAAUGUUGCAAACAUGAGCAAAAACUGACUUUUGGUCCUUGACGUUGUGCAUGUGAAAAAAGCCGCGACGAGUUGCAUGCGGUGCGUAUUCGGCAAAGGCACUAAUCUGGCUUGUACUUUAGCAGUAAAGCAGAUAGAUAACCCUGCAAAACAUCUCCAAUACAAAUAUCCUCUCAGAAAUAGGAACUAUCUUCAUACUUCGUCUUUCCUACAUUGUGGGGUUCAGUUGAAACAUCUAAAAAUAUGACUGAUGUUCUUUGCACAAGUUAGUGUGGCAUAGACACGGUCGAGGGCUGCGUUUCCCAAAAGCAUCGUUGAUCGCAAGUUCCAUUGAAUUCUGUUGGUAACUUGCGAGCAAAUUGCUUUUGGGAAACGCUCCCCAGAUUAAUCCGAGCAACAGUUAACACAUGGAGAGCAAUUGCUGUUUUAGCACACUACAGACAGUCAUAAAAUAGCCACUAGAAGUGUGAAGUAUGUGAAACGAGACCCUGUUAAAAAUACGAUCCUGAUGCUUAAAACAAAUUUCGAAAAUUUAAUUAAUAUAUGGGAGAAACUCAUGAAACAUGGGUAUUAUUUCACCCCCAAAUCAAACUGAUAAAUAUAUUUUGGAUAAAGAAAACGAAGCCUGUUUUAGGACCGUUAGGAUAUUUUGUAUGGGAAUUCAAAUUUAAUAGAAUUUACCAAAAAACUGCACAUUUAAAGGCUGUUUUUGGUGUGAAAAAGCAU
Messenger RNA from Sinocyclocheilus grahami, 1285 nucleotides. Its product is annotated as cyclin-I-like. The transcript is spliced from 5 exons. Lineage: Eukaryota; Metazoa; Chordata; Actinopteri; Cypriniformes; Cyprinidae. The record is from RefSeq and is a predicted model, not a curated record. The coding region runs from base 52 to 531 and encodes 159 amino acids.